Gastrolobium bilobum is the source of this 613-nucleotide messenger RNA. RefSeq lists its product as uncharacterized. The transcript has 2 exons. Gene Ontology annotation, molecular function: electron transfer activity. The coding region runs from base 1 to 438 and encodes 145 amino acids. NCBI's taxonomy places the organism in Eukaryota, Viridiplantae, Streptophyta, Magnoliopsida, Fabales, Fabaceae. The record is from RefSeq and is a predicted model, not a curated record.
AUGGACGCCACUGGCAAUCGUGUUUUGGCACAAGGAGUUAUCUUCUUUGUGAUUGUAUCUCUGGCUGCGGGGAGCGAGGGCAGAAGCAUCUUAGUUGGAGACACUGAAGGUUGGCGUGCGGGCACUAACUACACACAAUGGGCAAUACAAAAUAGCCCCUUCCACAUAAAUGACACGCUGGUGUUCAAGUAUCCCCCACCAGGAAAUUCGACGGUUGCUCAGAGCGUUUACUUGCUACCAAACAUGUGGAGCUACAUGACCUGCGAGUUCGAGGGUGCAAAGCUGUUGGGGAACGCAGCUCAGGGUGCUGGUGAGGGCUUUAAGGUUGAACUCAAUCAGUUAAGACCUUACUACUUUGCCUCUGCAGAAGUCAACGCCUAUGACUGCAUUGCUGGUCUUACCAAGUUCAUCGCUGACCCAUCUAAACCUUCCUCUUAGCCCAAAUCCCUUGUGAUUUCAAUCUAACGUGAUUGAAUUAAAAAUUUCAAUAAACGGAUCCCCCUCCCCCAGACAAACGUACUGAUUGUACGGGUGUUAUGUACCCUUGUCCUAGUCCUUUUUUAUUUUUUUUCCCUUUCAUGUAGCACCAAAAAAACAAAAACCCCUGCUUUGU